CCAAUUCCCUCCCUUUUCUCUCCUCUCUUCUCUUUCUUUCUCUUUCUCUCUUUCUCUCUUUCUCUCUUUCUCUCUUUCAAGACACUGUCUUUCUCUCUCAAAGACCAUCUACUUUCUAUCUCUACCGCCAUUGCCUAUUCAUUCUCUGAAGACAAAAGAGAUAAUCCAAAGAGAAUUAGAACAAAAGUGGCAAAGUUCAUACCUUUUUGAGUUUUUGAAGGAGAAGGAGAGGAGAUUGCUCUGCUGAUCUCCCAUGGCUGUGGGUGAAGUAAUGCGAGUGGUUGUGACAGUGUUGUUGUUCGCUGUCUCACUUGCUUCUGUUUCUUAUGAUCAUAGAGCUGUUAUUGUGAAUGGGCAGCGGAGGAUUUUGAUUUCUGGGUCGAUUCAUUACCCGAGGAGCACGCCGGAGAUGUGGCCGGAUCUCAUUCAGAAGGCUAAAGAUGGUGGGUUGGAUGUUAUCCAGACCUAUGUCUUUUGGAAUGGCCAUGAGCCUUCUCCUGGUCAGUAUUACUUUGAGGAUAGGUACGAUUUGGUUAGAUUUGUGAAGCUGGUGAAGCAGGCUGGGCUCUAUGUUCAUCUCCGCAUUGGACCUUAUGUUUGUGCUGAGUGGAAUUUUGGGGGAUUUCCAGUUUGGCUAAAGUAUGUUCCUGGAAUUAGUUUCAGAACAGACAAUGGACCUUUUAAGGCAGCGAUGCAGAAAUUUACUGUAAAAAUAGUUUCCAUGAUGAAAGCUGAAGGAUUAUUUGAGUCACAAGGAGGUCCUAUAAUCCUCUCUCAGAUUGAGAAUGAGUUUGGUCCGAUGGAAUAUAACGGUGGUGCCGCCGCCAAGUCUUAUGCGAAUUGGGCUGCAAAAAUGGCAGUCGGUCUUGAAACUGGAGUGCCAUGGGUGAUGUGCAAGCAACAAGAUGCUCCUGAUCCUGUUAUUGAUACCUGCAAUGGUUUCUACUGUGAUUACUUCACUCCAAACAAAGCUUACAAACCAAAGAUGUGGACUGAAGCAUGGACAGGCUGGUACACUGGAUUUGGUGGUGCAGUCCCACACCGACCUGUUGAAGAUCUUGCCUUUGCUGUUGCAAGGUUCAUCCAGAAAGGUGGAGCUUUCAUUAACUACUACAUGUACCAUGGAGGAACGAAUUUUGGAAGAACUGCUGGUGGUCCAUUUAUUGCCACUAGCUAUGACUAUGAUGCUCCCAUUGAUGAAUACGGUUUACUGAGGCAGCCAAAAUGGGGCCAUUUGAGGGACCUGCACAAGGCAAUUAAGAUGUGUGAACCUGCCCUUGUUGCAACCGAUCCUGUGGUAACUUCUAUUGGACGAGCUCAACAGGCAUAUGUUUACAGAUCAAAGUCAGGUUGUGCUGCUUUUCUAUCCAACUUUGACUCUGGUUCUUAUGCGAAAGUUACCUUCAAUGGACUUCACUAUGACCUUCCUCCCUGGUCUGUCAGCAUUCUACCUGACUGUAAAACCACAGUUUUCAAUACUGCAAAGGUGGGAGCUCAGACUUCUCAGAUGAAAAUGUCAUGGGUGGGAAAGUUUUCUUGGCAGUCUUACAAUGAAGACACCAACUCCUUAGAUGACAGUUCAUUCACAAAGGAUGGGUUGUAUGAACAGAUAAGUAUGACAUGGGACAAGUCAGACUAUCUCUGGUACACAACAUAUGUCGAUUUAGGGAAAAAUGAACAAUUCUAUCCCACACUGUCUGUGAACUCUGCUGGUCAUGCGCUGAUUGUCUUCGUCAAUGGUGUAUUAACCGGCACCGUUUAUGGAGGUUUAGAGAGUCCCAAACUGAGGUAUAGUGGGAAAGUAAAGAUGUGGGCAGGGAGCAACAAGAUAUCUCUUCUCAGCAUCGCCGUCGGGCUUCCUAAUGUAGGUAACCAUUUUGAGACUUGGAAUACUGGUGUUCUUGGUCCAGUCACAUUGAGCGGCCUCAACGAAGGAACAAGAGACCUUUCUCGUCAGAAAUGGACUUACCAGGUUGGUCUGAAAGGUGAAGCUUUGGGUCUUCACACUGUCAGUGGAAGUUCAUCUGUUGAGUGGGGGAGUGCUUAUCCUAAACGGCCCUUAACAUGGUUUAAGACAUUCUUCAAUGCACCGGCUGGCAAUGAUCCACUGGCAUUGGAUAUGGGUAGCAUGGGAAAAGGUCAAAUAUGGAUAAAUGGCCGAAGCAUCGGUAGAUAUUGGCCUUCAUACAAAGCUUCUGGUUCUUGUGGAAGCUGUGAUUAUCGCGGAACAUAUAAUGAGAAAAAAUGUCAAAGCAAUUGCGGGGAGUCCUCUCAAAGAUGGUAUCACGUCCCCCGAUCUUGGCUAAAUCCAACCGGGAAUUUGUUGGUGGUUCUUGAAGAAUGGGGAGGGGAUCCGAGCGGAAUUGCCAUGGUGAAGAGGACUGUCGGAAGUGUCUGUGCUGAUAUUUCCGAAAUGCAACCAUCGAUAAACAAUUGGCACACUAAAACAUAUCAGAUACCGAAAGCACAUCUAUUGUGUCCUGCUGGACAGAAAAUGUCUCAGAUAAAAUUCGCUAGCUUUGGAACUCCACAAGGAGUAUGCGGAAGCUACUCAGAGGGUGCUUGUCAUGCUCACAAAUCCUACGAUGCGUUUGAGAAGGAGGGUCUGUUGCAGAACUGCAUUGGACAACAAUACUGUGCAGUAGCUGUUGCUCCUCAAAUUUUCGGCGGAGACCCGUGUCCGGGGACAAUGAAGAAGCUCUCUGUCGAGGCAAUAUGCGACUAAUAGUUAUUAAAACCAUAUACAAUCAAAGAAGAAGAUCAGCUCAUUUUCUUCCUUGCUAUGUAUACACCUCCAAAGUAGAUUCUUUAAGUUAAAUCUCAGCUGGUUUAUGAAAUCUUCGGCACAGGGGGCAUGUCAAGCAGAAACUGCAGACUGACCAAUUUGAUUCUGUGCCAGUAUAUAUUGGUUGAUUGAAAAUGCUUUGUGCAUAAGAUUUUAUAGAAAGGUUGAAGAAAGAAAGUUAAUGAGAAUUGGUUGGAUUGGUAUACUUGCAAGUUGUAAGAAAUGAAAAGUAUCAUGUUUAUACAUAAAUGUUAUGAUAUGUUUUAUGGCUAUUUUGCCUUACCCAUUUGUUU
Molecule: messenger RNA, 3078 nt
Organism: Dioscorea cayenensis subsp. rotundata (Guinea yam)
Lineage: Eukaryota; Viridiplantae; Streptophyta; Magnoliopsida; Dioscoreales; Dioscoreaceae
Product: beta-galactosidase-like
Exons: 19
Coding region: 254-2725 (823 amino acids)
Biological process (GO): carbohydrate metabolic process
Cellular component (GO): vacuole; cell wall
Molecular function (GO): beta-galactosidase activity; carbohydrate binding
Source: RefSeq, a predicted model, not a curated record